Neltuma alba is the source of this 1128-nucleotide messenger RNA. RefSeq lists its product as uncharacterized. The coding region runs from base 1 to 1128 and encodes 375 amino acids. The transcript has a single exon. NCBI's taxonomy places the organism in Eukaryota, Viridiplantae, Streptophyta, Magnoliopsida, Fabales, Fabaceae. The record is from RefSeq and is a predicted model, not a curated record.
AUGGAUGAUUGUGUGGGAAAUACACUCCCGUUAAGUAGCAAUGAAGUGAACAUUAUGGAACAAGGGUCCAUGUUCAACAAUGACAUGGAAAAUUUUCAACCAUUUGAACCUCCCAUGGAUGGUGGCAACAAUGGACCAUCAUGCUCUUUUCCUCAAAUAGAAGACAUUGUGGAUGAAUUUGAGGAUGAAGAUGAAUAUGAUUCAUAUUUAGAUGCCAGUAGUGGGAGUGAUAAUGAUGACAACAAUAAUGAAUAUGAUGAUAUGAACAAGCAGAAUGAGCUUGCAACUGCUUUCUUAUCACAAAUUCACGUCGAGUCAGCUAGAGCUCCUGAGUUUAGUGAAUUAGAUAAUAUUCUAAAUGUUGGGGAUAAUGAAGAAUUAUAUAUUGGAAAAAUAUUUAGCAAUGUCCGUGUUCUAAGACGUGCAGUGAAGUUAUACUCUAUUCGAGUUCAUCAUACAUUUAGGGUUCACUAUUCAUGUAAAAAAUAUGAAGAAUAUCAUUGUAUUAAUUAUGGACAAAAUUACAAUUGGAGAAUGAGAGCUUGCAAGAAAGAAAGCAGAGACUUUUGGGAGAUCACGAAAUAUGGGGGCCCUCAUACAUGCUUGAGUACAUCAUUAACUUUAGACCAUUCAAAAUUAGAUGCUGAUGUUAUAUCAUCUUGUAUUGUGGCAAUGGUAACUGACAAGCCAGAUGUGCAAGUGUCACAAAUUAUUGAAAUAAUGCAAUCCAUAUUUGGUUACACUGUAUCAUAUAGAAAAGUAUGGAAAGCAAAACAGUUAGCAGUUGCGAUUGCUUUUGGGAAUUGGGAGAUCUCAUAUUCCUUACUCCCAAGGUGGUUAGCUGCAGUUCAACACUUAAUGCUUGAAUCAUGCAUAUAUUUUUCAAAUAAACAAUUCCCUGAAGUUAGUACAAAUGAUCAACCAGUUGAAAUGUUUCAUCGUGUUUUUUGGGCAUUCAAGCCAUGCAUAGAUGCAUUUUCUCACCUCAAGCCUAUUGUACAAGUUGAUGGAACAUUCUUAUAUGGAAAAUACAAGGGCACGUUACUUAUGGCAGUAUCACAAGAUGGUGACCGAAAUGUUAUACCACUUGCAUUUGCUAUAAUUGAAGGGGAGACAAGAUCUGCUUGA